AUGUUUCCAAAAAGUUUACUAUCGUUAAGACUACACCAAUGUCGAAACCUUCUUGGAUAUAGAUCGAAUUAUUUCUUUGGCUCUUUAGGGCCCAAAGAAAGGUACAGCAGCCUAGUCCAUCAAAAUGUUCUUGGAAAACUAUACAAAAGCGAGAGGUUACAAACCUUUUCUUUUUUACUGUAUCAAAAGCGCUUUAGACACAUUGAUGAUAAAUUAUCUCAGGAUCAAAAAGAAAAAGAAUAUGACAACAUUCGACAGAUUUUCAAACAGCCUAGAGUUACCCUAAAUGAACUAGCAAAUAAAACUCCAGAUAAAAUUUUUAGUAUAGAUUAUAGGCAAUCCAACUUAGCCCCAAAGGUUAGCAAGAAGAAACUGCCUCAGAAUGACUGGAUAUGUAUAUACUCCUUCAUAUGGCCGGAAAAAAUGAAAUUUGAAGGCACAGCCAUUUCCAAGCGUCAAGCAGCUGAAAAAGCAGCGAUUCAAGCAUUACACUGGUUAUAUAUAAAUAGGCGGAUAGAUAAAAAGGGAAACCCUGUAUAUAACAAAGAAGUUAUAGAAGAUUUAAAAUGCGAUCUGAAUAAUCCUAUUAAUGUUGAGAUUAGUGAUGCCUCUAUUGAAAGAAUUAACAGUAUAUGGAAGGACUAUGAGAGUGACAUAAAAACGAUAUAUGAUGCAACAUUCAAAGAAGCAAAACAAAGAAGCUACAAUUUUCCUGUUUGUAUAGAAAAAGAUUCUAGUAUUGAUGAAAAUGAUGGUGCUGUCGGGGACAUUGCAAACCAGUCAGAAUUCAGUGAUACAGAUUUCCGGACGCAAGUACACCCAGUGUUUGGGAGAAUAUUAGAAGCGUCAUCUAGCGCCACUUUGUCGAGACGAGAACAAAAUCUACUGAGAAUUUUCAAGAAUUACGACGAAACCUUGACUCCGCUUCCCAUUGAUCAAUAUGCGGAGCAAAUAACAUCGACAUUGGCGAAUAGCCGUGUUGCUGUUAUUGUGGGUGCAGCUGGAUGUGGAAAAUCCACGAGAGUGCCAGCAGCUAUCCUCAGAAGUUGCGGUGUCAACACCACGGCAAUAGUCUCCGAGCCGCGAAGAGUAGCAGCUAUAGGUCUAGCACAAAGAGUUGCUGAUGAACUGGGUGAAAAUGUGGGUGAAACUGUUGGGUACCAAGUCAGACUACAAUCCCACCCGCCACGUCCGCCGGCGGGAGCCAUCUUGUAUUGUACAUCUGGAAUACUCCUGCGCAGGUUACAGCUCAAUCCCGGCUUGGAAGGCUGCAGCCACGUUAUCAUAGACGAAGCCCACGAGCGUGACGUAAAUACGGACAUAACGCUACUAUUGUUGAGACGGGCCCUCGACCUCAAUCCGAAAUUGAAGAUCGUAGUGAUGAGUGCCACUUUGGAUACAGAAGUCUUUACAAGGUAUUUCGGGAAUUGUCCUCUCAUCGAGGUCCCCGGUCGUACGUUUCCAGUGGAAGAUUCGUAUUUAGAUGAGCUAGAGAAGAGAUUUAAGCUAAAGUUUCAGAAUACGAGAGAGAACUGCACAAAAGAAGAUGGAAAGCCGCAAAUUAAUUGUCAGGAGGUAGUCGACUUAAUACAAGCAGUUGAUAAGACAAAUAUUGAAGGCGCUAUACUAGUGUUUCUUCCGGGUUGGGCUGAUAUCAAGAAAUGCAAAGAUUUAUUGGAUAAGAUAUUCAAAGAUAACCUUCACCUCAUACUGCCAGUGCAUUCCAGACUAUCUACGUCUGAUCAAACGAAAAUGUUCGGCAAACCACCGCCGGGCAUAAGAAAAAUAGUACUAUCCACGAACAUAGCGGAAACAUCGGUCACCAUUCCCGAUGUCGUUCACGUAAUAGACACGGGUGCUCACAAGGAGAACUCUGUCAAACAGGGCACUGGCACAGCCAGUUUGGAAACUGUAUGGGUGUCUCAAGCUGCUGCUAAACAGCGCGCAGGUCGGGCAGGAAGAGUUCAACCAGGUUUCUGUUACAAAAUGUAUACAAAGGAGAAGGAAGUUGAAUUUGCACCGCAUUCCUCUCCAGAAAUAUUACGGAUACCCCUAGACCAAACGGUAUUAGAUUGCAAGACAUACGCUCCCGAAGAGAAAGUGGAAGAUUUCCUCUCGCAGUUACCCCAGCCUCCUAGCAAGGAUUCGGUUAGAUUUGCCGUCAACGACCUCAUAGAUUUAGGUGCUCUAUCCCACACAGAGCAGCUGACACGACUGGGAAAGCUCGUGUCAUACUUAAAUAUGUCGCCGCGUUUGGCUCGCGCUGUGAUACAUUCCGCUGUGAUUGGCAACGUGGUGGCUGUCGGGAAUAUGGCAGCGCACUGCUCUGAUAACGUCGAGGUUUUCGCUAACGCCGCUGAUAGGAAGGCAGAAAUACGUGGCAUAAAACGAAAAUUCAGUACAACGUCGGACCACGCUGCAUUACAUAGCAUACAGGAUGUGUAUGAAGAGAAGUUAGAGGAAGUGGGGUGGAAGGAGGUCGAUGGAUGGUGCAAUAUAUACGGUCUGAGGAAGGAUCGUCUAUCUUUUGUCAAAUCGCUAUCUAAUCUACAUCUAGGACAACUAUUGAAAUGCGGAAUCAUAGAGAAGAAUCCUGAUGUGCAAGAGUUGAAUUGGUCGUCAAAUAUAGAUGAGUUCACAUCCGCCAUUUUGUUAUCCGGUUCGAAUAAAUUGCUACUUACAAAGAAACAAGUGAAGACAAAAGGGAAGCUGAAGACGGCUGUAGAUUUGUAUACUAGUUCUCGUGAACGUGCACACAUUGGCGGCGAAAGUGUCAACUACGGAAUAACGAAACGGAAGCAUAACGCAUACCUGCUUACGUACUUUGGCGGGUACCACUCGGCCGAGAGACGAGCGUUGGUCGUACAAAAGACAUCGUUGAUAUCGCCUCAUACUGUGCUCCUGUUCUCUAUGGGAGAUGUUAUAAAGAGGGAUAAAAAUGAAGGGAUCACUGACUUAUUUUUGCCGAGACAUAAGCUUACUCUUCAAGUACCGACAGCACAAGCUGAAUAUAUUUUGAAAGCACGUGAGAUGCUAUGGAAUACUCUUCAGUAUUAUAUAGAGAGGAACGUAAACAGCAUAUCCUUUGAUGAGUUCGAGCGAACCGCCAAAUUCAAGAAUAGACUAGUUAAAGCAGUCGGUAGAAUACUAGUUGAAGCGAAUACUGAUUAUGUAGAGAAAUAUAUCAAUAAAGAUACUGAUUUUAGGUAA
This is a messenger RNA of Leptosia nina, 3210 nucleotides long. Lineage: Eukaryota; Metazoa; Arthropoda; Insecta; Lepidoptera; Pieridae. The record is from the annotation of a GenBank genome assembly.